AUGUCGAUGGCUGUUAAAGCAGAGUUACACGACGUUCCUUUCCCCCAGAUUAGAAUGGCCACCGUCCUCAGAGUUCUAUUCGUUGUUGUCGUAUCCCUGUUACAUAUUAUUUCCAUCCUCUUGCUAGGGCUGGCCCUGGCACUAGGAUCCGGCGGGUUCUUCCAAACAGGAGCUAUCGCCAUAGACUGGCUAGCGUUGAUCACUAUGGCCGUUAUGCUCUUGCAUCGUGUCCGGCACCCAGAGCGCGAGUACAUCAGACCGAGGAGUUUAGUAGGAUUCGGCGCGCUCAUCAUCUUCAGUGGAGCGAACCUUGUCCUUCUUCUCGUCCGCCUCACAGAUGGGAAGGAGAGUUUAAUCGACGACUUCAGUGCACUCAAGAACCCUAGAGCAACAGCGUGUGCAGUGUUGGUUAUGGCUGGCCUAGCCACACUCUCAAGUAUAGUCGGCUUCAUCAUCUCCUGGUUCGGCUGCUACAUCGAACCAUUCCCGAAACCAAAACCAUGGAUAUCCCGACCCAUCCUCAAUUGGUAUCCUCAUCCCAUCGAAACACCCUCCAUCCCCGAUUCUCCGGCUCAUUCAGGGGAACUCGGGCACAUGCAUGGGAAGUAUGACACGAAUUACAUUCCUGCGUGGAGACCGACAUCGACAUGGAGGCAGAUGAAUGAGUCAAAGGAACAAUGGAGUGAUGUGUCGCUGCGCGAACCUUGA
Messenger RNA from Coprinopsis cinerea okayama7#130, 708 nucleotides. RefSeq lists its product as hypothetical. Lineage: Eukaryota; Fungi; Basidiomycota; Agaricomycetes; Agaricales; Psathyrellaceae. The record is from RefSeq and is a predicted model, not a curated record. Bases 1 to 708 code for a protein of 235 amino acids. The transcript has 5 exons.